AACCGUCAGACAUUUUUAAAUACUCAGUGGAAAUCGAAAGUUGGCAGCCAUUUCUCAAAUCGCCGGCGCCAAUUGUUGCGCUGUGAUCACCGUUAAACGUGCGCAUCUUCUGAGUGGUGGUGCAUUCGUCCAGAAUCUGUCAUUUAAUCAGCGUUUCACCAUGAAUGGGACCAGUAGAAAACGUCAAAGUCUUAGGAGAAGUUUGCCUCCUGCUAAAUCAGGCUCAGGCCCGAAAGCUGCUAAGAAGGCAAAAACUUCAUUGGGGCACCCUGAGAGAAGAUUUCCAACUUUGGAUUCAGGAGUGAUCCUGACAUUUGGGCAAGGUGAUGUCGGGCAACUCGGUCUCGGACCUGAUGUGAUGGAACGUGGACGACCUACUUUGGUUCCCAAACUUGACGAUCUCACAGACAUGUGCGCUGGUGGAAUGCACACUAUAUGCCUUAAUAAGAACGGAGAGGUUUCAAGUUUUGGUUGUAAUGAUGAAGGCGCUCUAGGAAGAGACACUAGUGAAGAGGGUUCUGAAACAGAACCUGGGCUGGUCUCACUUCCAGGAGUUGUGGUUCAGAUAACUGCAGGGGAUUCCCACUCCGCCGCUCUUCUCGAGGACGGUAGAGUCUUCGCCUGGGGCUCGUUCCGAGACUCCCACGGCACUAUGGGCCUGACUCUUCAAGGGGGAGAGAAGAAGCCUAUUGAACUUGUAACUGGGACAGUUAUUGUUAAAAUAGCGUCAGGUGCAGAUCAUCUUGUAAUGUUGACUGAAGAUGGUCAGAUGCAAACUGUUGGUUGUGGAGAACAGGGCCAGCUUGGCAGAGUCUCGGAGCGAGGGGCUGACCGGAUGAGCCGGCAGGGCAUGGUGAACUUGUUGGUACCUGGGCCAGUUCCUUUCAAGCCAACCAAGAAACCAGAAUUUGUUGACAUAUGGACUGCUACUUAUGGCACUUUUGCCAAAGAUAAGAAUAACCAUAUUUAUGUGUUUGGGUUAAAUAACUACAAUCAAUUAGGUCUUAAGGAACAGAGGACCCACUUCCAUCCCUCUGUUUCUGGACCCUUGAGUUUACAUGAUUGGAGUCAGAUUUCUGGUGGACAGCAUCACACACUCGCUCUAGAUACCAGUGGCCAAGUUUACUCACUUGGCAGAAAAGAAUAUGGACGAUUAGGCUUGGGAGAAAAUUGUGAAGAUGUUGCUGAGCCUGCUUUGAUCACAGCAUUCAAAGACAAAAAAGUUGUUGACAUUAGCUGUGAGGGUAAUGUGUCCUAUGCAGUCACAGAUGAUGGAGAAGUAUACAGUUGGGGUAUGGGUUCUAAUAUGCAACUCGGUAUGGGUGAUGAAGAUUCAGAUCUGUGGGUCCCCACCAAAAUUAGGGGUAAAGCUUUGGAGAAUAAACUUGUUAAGUCAGUUUCUGCUGGCGGACAGCACACAGUCAUCCUUGCCUCAGACCCAAGUGCAAAACCUGCUACUGCAGCAAAGUCUGCCAUCCCCAAUGGUAGAGCUAAGAAAGCAGCAGAACCCAAGAAAGCGUCAGAACCCAAAAAGGAAUCAGAACCUGAGGCAGCACUAGAAACUGAAACAGCAACAGAUUCCAAGUCACCAACAGAACCCGAAGAACCAAUGGACACAGAUGAAACUGAAAAAGAAGAAAAAAAAUCCGAUGACGAGGAAAAGAAAGACUCUGCAGAUAAAUGAGAUGAACUAAAUACACUGCCGGGUUUUUUAUUUCCUUGUGGUACCUAGUGCCUUAAUUAAAUUCACUAAGUCAUGUGAAGAAAUUAUGGAGAGCAUAGAGCAUUUAUCUUUGGGCUCAAGUGUGCUUUGAAAGGACUUUUAAAUGUUAGAAAUAUUAAUCUAACUUAUUUUAGUUGUAACAUUUUUACUAAAAUUGAUUUGGAAGUUGUUUAUUUAUUGAAGUAUCCUCCCAAUCCAGUUUUGUAGAGACAAUUUUUUAUGUCAAAUUUUAUUUAUACUGAUUUAAUGAUAUCAUAUCAAAUCAUUGGGAAUCUUUUGUACCUUUGAGUGAAAUCAAUUCAGAUGCCUUCUCCUUUGACAAACUUCAGCAGCUCACUUUUUUAUCUUAUGCUUCAUAAUUCUGGUCUGUUAAUUAAAUGUGUAAGUAUAGAUAAUGUAGUUCAUUUGUAGCUUGAUGGGAAGAAUGAACGUUUUUGGUGUGUCACAGAAGACACUAGAGAAAUAUAAUGCUUUUAACUAAGUGAAUCAAUUCCUAUGUAAAUUCUGUACAUACUGUGUGCUAAUGAGUUUGCAACUGAAGUGUGUUGUGGCUGUCUGUUGUAGGCCCCUGUUUUUACAUGGCUAAAAUAAUAGGCAAUAAACAAUAUGAUGGUGCCAACACAAAUUUCGGUAAAUAUUUUCAUUUUCCAAAAGUAAUUUUACUUGUAGGUACAGGGAAUUUCAGUACCUAACAACUUGUUCUGUUGUAGAUUUUCAGGGACAGUGUUGUGUGUUUCUUUAGGGUUUCUUCUUGUUACCAAUUUUACUGGUACAUUGGAUUACAUGUGAUCUCACUUGUCACUUGCCCUAGAUGGUUGGACAGGAUGUGUUGCCUAUGAAAUUUCUACUUAGCAAUUUGCCUUAGGUUUAGUUUUAGGGGAUUACUUCUGAUAUUAAAUAUUGUUGUGUGUAUAA
Molecule: messenger RNA, 2638 nt
Organism: Thrips palmi
Lineage: Eukaryota; Metazoa; Arthropoda; Insecta; Thysanoptera; Thripidae
Gene: Rcc1
Product: regulator of chromosome condensation
Exons: 9
Coding region: 161-1684 (507 amino acids)
Cellular component (GO): cytoplasm
Molecular function (GO): guanyl-nucleotide exchange factor activity
Source: RefSeq, a predicted model, not a curated record